This is a messenger RNA of Camellia sinensis, 932 nucleotides long. RefSeq lists its product as uncharacterized. NCBI's taxonomy places the organism in Eukaryota, Viridiplantae, Streptophyta, Magnoliopsida, Ericales, Theaceae. The record is from RefSeq and is a predicted model, not a curated record.
UCAAAUGAUUAAAGCUUUGGCGGUUCUGGAGCUUUUUGACAUCAGUUGGGAUCGUACGGUGGGUCUCUCUCGCACGCUCGAGAGAUGGAUUCGAAGGAGAAGAUAGAGCUGAUACAGCUCACAAUCCAGCAAUUAAUGGACGAUCAAAGAUACAAUACAUUGAGUUCUUCACCGGACGAGACCAGCUUCGCCGUCGACGGUGAAGAUCAUCACCGCCUCCUCCUCUGUAGAUUGCUUUCUCAGUUAGAAACACUAAAAGGGGAUGAUGGCAAACUUCAGCAACCUGAACCAUCAGCCGAUCCAAAGGAAGUACCUUCCCCUGCAGUUGCUGACUCAAAUAGUGAGACUGCCAAGGAGGCGGAGGGUGGUAGUGCUGACAAUGGUGUCAGAAAAGAGAUAGUCAAAGAGCUUCGGAAUGUGAAGAGACAGAAUUUUAUCACUCAUUGUCUUCUUUCGGCCAUGAUUGUCCUUACCAUUACGUGGCAGAUAUCCGAGGUCUCUCUUGUUCUUAGCCUUAAAGAUGGACUGAGCCACCCUUUCAAAACCUUUGGUGGUAUGCUGGCAGGGAUGCUAAAAGGCCCUGUUUUAGAUGCUCAGAAUGGGGAGAAAAAGUCAUCUACAAACCAACCGCAGAUUGAAGUCCCUGCAAUCCCUCCCCUUAAAAUUCCAGAGCUGCCCCUUCUGGAUUUGCCAUUGGGUCUGGAUUGUGAUAAGGACUGAGAUAUGUUUGAAACUAUGCCCAAGAGUGUAGAUUCAUGGUUGUGCUGAUGGCAAGUUUAAUGCUUGGUUUUGUUUUGCAACAGUUGAAGCAACAGAGGGGGUAUUGGAAAAACCUAUCUCUUCUAUCAAUUUCGUUAAUUUCCUUUGUUUAUUAAUGUUGUACUGUUGAAGGCUUGAAAUAAAGGGAUUUUUUUCUUCAUUUUUAUUUUUUA